UUAUGUCAUCCAAUAACAGGUGUGUGGUGUUAUACCUAAACUUACGCAAGAUGAAAAUAUAAAGUAAAAGAUGUCGACAAAUUCUAUUCGAUUGGGAGCAACUUUGAAAAACGUAUUAUUGCUGUUUGAUCGAAGGUCCAGACAAUUAAAUCACCAACUAUGGAGAGAGAUUUCCUCAUCCCAUUCAAUGAAAGCCAAGUUUUAUCCCAGUGCUUAUGAUGCUGUUAAAGAUAUUCCGAAUAACUCCAAACUACUGGUCGGAGGAUUUGGUCUUUGCGGUAUUCCAGAGAAUCUUAUUGCAGGUUUACUUAAAACAAAAGUCAAGGGACUUAUUGUUGUCAGCAAUACUGCAGGGGUUGAUGACUUUGGUCUUGGCCUUCUUCUUCAAUCAAAACAGAUAAAACGAAUGAUUUCUUCGUAUGUUGGUGAAAACCAUGAGUUCGAGAGACAAUACUUGAGUGGAGAGUUAGAAGUGGAGUUGAUACCUCAGGGAACGCUUGCCGAAAAACUUCGCGCUGGAGGAGCAGGUAUUCCGGCAUUUUUUACGCCGACUGCUUUUGGUACUGAAAUACAUAAAGGCGGAGCACCGAUUAAGUUCGAAAGAAAUGGAGAAAUUGCAAUUUCAAGUUCUCCCAAAGAGUCCCGAGUUUUUAACGGCCAUCCUUACAUAAUGGAGGAAGCUAUUUCUGGUGGUUUCGGCCUCAUUAAGGCCUGGAAAGCUGAUACAAUGGGCAACCUACUUUUUAGGAAAUCAGCUUCAAAUUUCAAUCCACCGAUGGCCAAAGCAGCCAAUAUAACAAUCGUUGAGGUCGAAGAAAUCGUCGACGUCGGUGAGAUUCCACCUGAUGCCAUUCAUGUGCCUGGGAUUUAUGUUGAUAGAGUUGUCAAAGGUGAAAAAUACGAGAAAAGGAUAGAGCGACUUCACCUUUAUAAAGAUGGCAGCAGCAGUGGAAAGGUUCAAUCUGACCACGAUCUUCUACGCGAAAGGAUAAUUCGCCGUGCUGCUUUAGAAUUUAAAGACGGCAUGUAUAUAAAUUUGGGUAUUGGAAUGCCAAUGUUAGCGAGCAACUUUAUCGAUCCCAACAUUACAGUUCAUCUUCAGAGCGAAAAUGGAAUUUUGGGAUUGGGACCACUUCCUUCAGAGGAUGAAGUCGACCCAGAUUUGAUUAAUGCAGGUAAAGAAACCGUCACCGUUCUUCCAGGAGCAGCAUUUUUUGGAAGUGACGAAUCAUUUGCUAUGAUUCGUGGUGGCCAUGUCGAUGUGACUGUCCUUGGUGGUAUGCAAGUUUCUCAGUACGGUGAUUUGGCAAAUUGGAUGAUUCCUGGGAAAAAAGUUAAAGGGAUGGGAGGAGCAAUGGAUUUGGUUUCAUGUCCAGACACGAAAGUCAUUGUAACAAUGGAACAUAAUACUAAGGAAGGGAAGCAUAAAAUUCUAGAAGAAUGUACCUUACCGCUAACCGGUGAGCGUUGUGUCGACGCAGUAAUCACGGAAAAGUGUGUCUUUAAUGUUGACCGCAAAAACGGGUUGACGUUAACGGAAAUCUGGCCUGGGACGAGUAUUGACGAAGUCCAAGUGGAAACAGGAUGUCAAUUUUCAAUAGCAGAAGAUCUUCAUGAUAUGAAACAGGCUGAAUGGCACAAAUAAACGACUUGAGAAUUACUGCUGGUGGCUUUAGAUCUGGCAGCUAGAUGAUUAAUGAGAAUAUUGGCUUGAUUUUGUAUCAUAGAGAAAUCACGUCAGUGGCGAAUCUAGGACAAAAAUACGUCCAACAGCAUUUGCUUACAAGUAUUUUAAAAUGAAAAUAUGUUUUCAGUAAUAUUUUUUCAGACCUACCCUGGAUCCGGUAAUGGAAAUGAAUGUGACAAAAAGUUGUUUUUGUGGUAUUUACUUACCAAAACUUAGUAUAGCAACUAAGUUUGUAUACGAAUUUAUAGAAAACGACGAUGCAUAUACAAUAAAUUAUAGUCUUUAAAAGUACCUUUGGUGUAAAUAUUUUGGCUCAACUAAAACACAGAUAUAAAAUUUA
Messenger RNA from Xenia sp. Carnegie-2017, 2027 nucleotides. RefSeq names its product succinyl-CoA:3-ketoacid coenzyme A transferase 1, mitochondrial-like. The transcript has 18 exons. The record is from RefSeq and is a predicted model, not a curated record. Gene Ontology annotation, biological process: ketone body catabolic process. Lineage: Eukaryota; Metazoa; Cnidaria; Anthozoa; Malacalcyonacea; Xeniidae. Gene Ontology annotation, cellular component: mitochondrion. The coding region runs from base 71 to 1645 and encodes 524 amino acids. Gene Ontology annotation, molecular function: succinyl-CoA:3-oxo-acid CoA-transferase activity.